AAGGCCAAGGCACUGGGAGACCACUGUCCCUGUGUCCCAUUCCCAGGACAGACAUGUCUGACAGAACCAAGAAACGCUUAAGCUACUACUUGAAGCAACUGAGUAAAGAAGAGCUGAAAAGGUUCCAGCAUGAGCUGCUAACAGAAACGGCUUGGCCAGAGGCCAGUGGCACAAAGGUAGCCUCAGGCCUGGUGGCUCAGUAUGGGAAUCACCAGGCCUGGAACAUGGCCCUCCACACCUUGGAAAAGAUGGACAUGACGCAACUUUUCAGCCAAGCCCAGCAAGGGAAGGACCUGACACUGACCCAUGACCCCUCAUUCCUCAGUUUCCCGAGCACAUCUAACGUGGAGUCCUCCAGCCAGCUCGCUUCUGCAGGGUUGAGGCCAGACUACCAAUCUUCAUCUGACCAGAUGUCCACAAAGAAAACUUUUGUAAAGAAACGUACCAAGUCCAGGUGCAGAACGAGAGGAACUGCAAUAAAAACAUGCCAGAACCAGAGAAGAGAGAGCCCUUGCCAUACACGGUCCUGGGAAACUGAAGGUUUCCAAAAAUACACACAGCUGCUACUAUUACAAAAAUCUUGCCCCAGAGGCCAGAGGUCCAUGGUGAGAGAAGGAGGGCACCAGGACAUUAAAGACAGAGGACAUCCAAUUGCCAUCCAAGACUUAUUUGACCCAAGCCCAGGUAGCCAGAAAAAGCCUCAGUUAGUCAUAUUAGAGGGGGCUGCUGGCAUUGGGAAGUCAACGCUGGCCAGGCAGGUGAGGAGAGCAUGGGGGGAAGGCCGGCUCUACAGGAAUCGCUUCCAGCAUGUCUUCUACUUCAGCUGCAGGGAGCUGGCCCAGUGCAAGCAGCUGAGUCUGGCUGAGCUCAUAGCAAAAUAUGAGAAUGUCCACAUGGAUCUCAUAAAGGAGAUCCUGACUCACUCUAAGAAGCUGCUCCUCAUCCUGGAUGGCAUAGAUGAGCCAGCCUGGGUCUUGCAGAAUCCUAAAUUCUAUCGGCACUGGAGCCAGUCACAGCCAGUGCACACACUGCUGGGCAGUUUGCUGAGGAAAUCUUUACUUCCUAAGGCUUCCUUGCUGCUCACAGCUCGGACCACAGAACUACAGACACUCAUUCCUUCCUUGGAGCAGCCACGGUGGGUGGAGGUCCUGGGCUUCUCUGAGUCUGGACGGAAGGAAUAUUUCUACACAUACUUUGCAGAGGAAAGAGAAGCAAUUACAGCUUUUACCUUGGUUGAAUCAAACCCAGUGCUCUUGACCCUGUGCCUGGUGCCCUGGGUGUCCUGGAUAGUCUGCACCUGCCUGAAACAGCAGAUGGAGCAUGGGGGAGACCUCUCACUGACCUCACAGACCACCACAGCCCUCUGCCUGAAAUACCUUUCCCAGGCUCUCCCGGCUCAGUCCCUGGGGUCCCAGCUCAGAGGGCUCUGCUCACUGGCUGCUGAAGGGAUCUGCAGAAAAAAGAGUCUGUUCAGUCUUAAGGACCUCAGGAAACAGAAGGUACCUGGGUCUGUCAUCUCCACUUUCAUAAACAGGGGUGUCCUUCAGAAGCAGCCUAAUUCUACCAAGUACAGCUUUGCCCACCUGUGUCUCCAGGAGUUCUUUGCAGCGAUGUCCUGUGUCUUGAGUUACGAAGAGGAAAAGGACAGCUGUGAAAACUUUAAAGCUGUAGAAAAGCUGAUAGAAGUCUAUGGAAGACUUGACCUGGUUGAGGCGCCCACCAUGCGCUUCCUGUGUGGCCUUUUGAGUGACCAGGCAAUGGAUGAGAUGAAGAACAUUGUCGCCUGCUGGCUGCCUCUGGAGAGGAGGUGGGAGCUACUGAAGAGGGUCCUGGAGGAAGCCCUCCUCCAACACUCGUAUUCACUUGGAUUGCUCCACUGUCUGUAUGAGAUUCAAGAUGAGGAGCUCCUGACACGGGCAAUGCACAGUUUUCAAGGAUCAAGGGUUCAUGUCCAGACAGAUAUGGCGCAUCCAGGAUUCCAGGCAGAUGUGAAGCACCUGAUGAUCCAGACAGAUGUGGAGCUUAUGGUGGUCGCUUUCUGCAUUAAGUUCUGCCGCCAGGUGAAGGCACUUCAGCUGGAUGGGGGUGGACGGCCGGGACAGAAGCUGAGGGUCCCCAGGCUGAUUCUGUCCAGGUGGACCCCCGUCACUAAUGCCACUUGGCAGGUUUUCUUCUCCACUCUUGAGUUCACAGGAAGCCUGGAGGAGCUGGACCUAAGUGGGAAUCCAAUGAGCUACUCCGCAGUGCAGAGUCUCUGUAGGAUGCUGAGACACGCUAAAUGUCACCUAAAGACAUUGUGGCUGGUCAGCUGUGGCAUCACAGCCAGCAGCUGUGAGGAUCUGGCCUCCGUGCUGAGCACCAACUGCAGCCUGACUGAGCUGGACCUGCAGCUGAAUGACCUGGGCGACCAAGGGGUGAAGCUGCUGUCUGAGGGGCUCAGGAAUCCUGCCUGCAACCUCAGAAUCCUGAGGCUGGACUUGAGCUCUCUGAAUGACCAGGUGAUGGUAGAACUAAAGGCUCUGAAGGAAGAGAAUCCCAAGCUGCUCAUCCAGAGCACACGGCAGGAAGCAGAGAGGGAGCUGGAACAGCCAGAGUCUUUGAAACCACAAAGCCCACCUCCCAGUGAUGUACUCCCUGAAACAAGGCCGCAGCUCCCAGACAGCACCGCCAGCUGGAGACCAAGUGUUCAGUGCAGUAGAUUAUGGAAGACCUCUCACUCAGACUGCCAAAGGAAACCACCUGUGAAGGUCUCUACUCCGGAUCUGGAUGAAGGAGAAACGAGUGCAGGCCCACCCUCACUCAAGCGACAGAAACUACAGUUAGCCGUGCCGCACACUCUUCCGCACUCUUCUCCGAGAAACCGGCUCAUCGUGUCUCUUAAGACUGAAGAUGGCUUCUGGGGUAGCACAGGACCUCUGGCUACUGAGGUGGUUGACAGUGAAAGGAACCUGUACCGAGUUCAGUUCCCUAUGGCUGGCUCCUAUCACUGGCCCAGCACUGGUCUUCGCUUUGUGGUGACAAGGGCAACGAUCAUAGAGAUAGAAUUCUGUGCCUGGAGCCAGUUCUUGGGCAAGACUCCCCUGGAGCAGAGUCACAUGGUGGCUGGGCCUCUGUUUGACAUCAAGGCUGAGCAGGGAGCAGUCGACACUGUGUAUCUGCCGCAUUUUGUGGCUCUCCAAGAGGGAAUUCAGGACACCUCAAAGUUCCAAGUGGCCCACUUUCUGAAGCACGGGGUGGUCUUUGAGACGCCAGCUGAAGUGAAGCCACAUUGCACAGUUCUAAAAAAACCCAGCUUCUCUACCAUAGGAGUGAUGCUAAAAAUAAUCCCUGUCACCCGGCGAUUCCUACCCAUCACCUCUAUCACAUUGCUCUACCAUCAACCUCAUGCUGAGGAGCACAAAUUCCACCUUUACCUCAUCCCCAAUGACUGCACUAUUCGAAAGGCCAUAGAUGAUGAAGAAAUGAAGUUCCAGUUUGUGCGAAUACACAAGCCUCCCCCGAUGGGCUCCCUUUAUGUGGGCUCUCGCUACACCGUGUCUGGUUCAGGGACCAUGGAAAUUACACCCAAGGAACUGGAGCUGUGCUACCGGAGCUCCACAGAAGCCCAGCUCUUCUCAGAGAUCUAUGUUGGCCACUUACAAUCAGGGGUCCGGCUGGAAAUAAAAGACAAGAAUGCUGUAGUUUGGGAAACUGUGUUGAAACCAGGGGACCUCAGACCUGCAUCCACCCUGGUCGCUGCAGCCCCUACAGUUGCCAGACCCUCCCGGCACUUUGUGGACCAGCAUCGGGAGCAGCUGGUGGCCCGAGUGACAUCAGUGGACCCUGUCCUAGACAGACUGUACGGUCAAGUGUUGAGUGAAGAGCAGUAUGAGAUGGUCCGUGCUGAGACCACCAAUCCCAACAAGAUGCGGAGGCUGUUCAGCUACAGUCAGUCCUGGGAUCGGGCCAGCAAAAGUCAGUUCUACCAAGCUCUGAAGGAGACCCAUUCUCACCUGAUCAUAGAACUCUGGGAGGUGUGGGCCAGGGAUCUUGGGGAAUGGGUAUCCUGAAAGCUCAACAGCUGAAGCCUGGGCCUUGAAUCACAUUCCUGCCUGGUCUUUCUUUUGGCCUCAAGCCCACCAUCUGUGAUCCCUCUUGGCUUCGUCUUGGUCUGUAAAGCUUCCAACAGUCUUGCCAGCUGCAGGACGCAUUCUCAGAGAUGUCAUUCCCUCUGGACAGCCUACCUGGGAAAGCCAAGGGGGCCAUCUGGGUGACUGUGAGACAUCCUUGGCAGAUGUCUCAGAAUGGUUUACAGUUUAAAACUUAAAAAUUGUUUGUUUCUGGAAUUGUCCAUGUAGCAUUUUCAGGCCACACUCUACUUUGAGCUAGUUAAAAACCCUGCCCCCCCCCCUUUUUUUUAAAGACUAGAAUAUACAGCAGGCACUGAGCACAAUAUCUUGAUUUCACUGCUUAGUGGGUGAGUGAAGGAGACCAACAUUCCACAACUAUAUGGCUAGGAAAUGUAGCACUGUAUACAAAUGUCGGGGGGAUAGAGGGCCCCCAUUGGGAACAUUCCAGUGCCCAGCAGACUCAAGCCUAGAGGACAAAGAAGCUGCAGACAGCAGACUGCUAACAGUGGUUAAAACAGUAGCAGCAGCCCUAAACAGAAGCGAAGAGCCCCACCACCACCACACACAGAGCUACUGAGCAGUAACACUCAGAGUAACUGUAACACUUCUCAGCACUAAAACAACAUUCCACUGCUACCGAGAAUUCAAAGCUCUUUCAUUUUAAUCUCAUUUAAAGCCCUGAUGAACUAAGUGAGCAGCCUGGACACCGCAAGCAUCUGCAAACAUCACAGCAGAAACCUCUACAGUGUUUCCUACCUCUGUGGAACAGAGACUGGUGAAGCUCUGGGGUCUUUCCACCACUGGGUUUGAUAGCUCUUCUCUGGUUGGUGCUAUUUCUUCACCUUAUUUGCAUAUUCACAUUUAGCCAGCUAGGAUCUAGCUAGCAUCCUGACAACCAAGUCCACACAUUUCAGGGCUAUAAAGCCAGAACUAUUGCAAGAACCCAUGGAAAAAGAGGAAAGAAAGACUUCCAAGCCUGGUGCUCCUGCUCUCCAGAAAAAGAAGAAGAAGAAAAAAAGUCCUUUGUACUUCAAAGAGCCAGACUCCCAAACACCUACCUCACUCAUAAAGAGGGCAGACUUGCAGGAGGCUGCCUGCACCUGAGGUUUUUCUGUCCUGGGCAAAGCCAGCUUCCAGGACUCAGUUGUUUCUGCCUCAGCCUCCAGGACUUGGCACUGGCUGGGUGGCAAAGGGGAAUUCAUCCCUGCGACUAUUUCCUGCCUCCAAGAACUGCUGCUUCAGAGACUGUGGCUUCAAUCUUCCAACCUUCCAGACCCUCUGGAGACAGGAGAACAGGAGACAGGUGCUCAUGCUCCUCCUGUAGGUACCUACGGACUUGCUCCACAAGGGACUGCUCUUGGCUGGCCUCCCAGAGCUCUGCAAGCCGCUGAGCUGGAACACUCCCCUUAGCUGGAACACUUCUCAGAACUGUUAAGAACA
This is a messenger RNA of Microtus ochrogaster (prairie vole), 5549 nucleotides long. Its product is annotated as NACHT, LRR and PYD domains-containing protein 1a. The coding region runs from base 54 to 4049 and encodes 1331 amino acids. The transcript has 16 exons. Gene Ontology annotation, molecular function: protein binding. Lineage: Eukaryota; Metazoa; Chordata; Mammalia; Rodentia; Cricetidae. Gene Ontology annotation, biological process: innate immune response; regulation of apoptotic process; inflammatory response. The record is from RefSeq and is a predicted model, not a curated record. Gene Ontology annotation, cellular component: canonical inflammasome complex.